AAGGCCAAAAAUGCCAAAAAGGCGGCGUUGCAGGGCGUACAUGGUCACCGUGCACGUAAAGUACGCUACUCUGUGACGUUCCACCGACCAAAGACUUUGCGUCUUCCGCGGAAACCCAAAUACCUACGCAAGAGUGUCCCGCAUGUACCGCGUAUGGAUGCGCACCGGACGGUUGUAUCGCCGUUGAACACCGAGUCGGCGAUGAAGAAGAUUGAGGAGCAUAACACGUUGGUGUUCCUUGUGGAUAUUAAGGCGAACAAGCGACAGAUCAAGUCUGCUGUGAAGGAGCUGUGGGAGGUACAGGCUGCAUCUGUCAACACACUCAUCCGACCUGAUGGGAAAAAGAAAGCGUACGUACGACUGACGGCGGACCAUGAUGCACUUGAUGUUGCGAACAAGGUGAGUUGA
This is a messenger RNA of Fomitiporia mediterranea MF3/22, 408 nucleotides long. RefSeq lists its product as uncharacterized. The transcript is spliced from 2 exons. The record is from RefSeq and is a predicted model, not a curated record. NCBI's taxonomy places the organism in Eukaryota, Fungi, Basidiomycota, Agaricomycetes, Hymenochaetales, Hymenochaetaceae. Gene Ontology annotation, molecular function: structural constituent of ribosome; rRNA binding. The annotation marks the transcript as partial. Gene Ontology annotation, cellular component: cytosolic large ribosomal subunit; ribosome. Gene Ontology annotation, biological process: ribosomal large subunit assembly; translation.